Molecule: messenger RNA, 9162 nt
Organism: Phyllopteryx taeniolatus (common seadragon)
Lineage: Eukaryota; Metazoa; Chordata; Actinopteri; Syngnathiformes; Syngnathidae
Gene: akap6
Product: A kinase (PRKA) anchor protein 6
Exons: 25
Coding region: 976-7512 (2178 amino acids)
Cellular component (GO): perinuclear region of cytoplasm; sarcoplasmic reticulum
Molecular function (GO): protein kinase A binding; transmembrane transporter binding
Source: RefSeq, a predicted model, not a curated record
UUCCAGGAAAUGAUUUGGCGGGGGGAAUCUUCCUCCCGCUUCCUCCUCCUAGUUCUUCUUCUUCUCUUGAACAUGUCACAUAUGCAAUUAUUGGAGCGAGUGCGCCUUUCGUUCCACUUGGCGACAAUAUUAUCGGGAGGACGCCAUGUUUUGCGCGAAGCAAUUGUGCCACCUGGCGGCCAUUUGUGCGUGUUGAGGGCAAGUGGGCCAGCGCGUGAUCGGCUCGUGGACGCGUUCAGCUGAUUUGGACACGCGCGCUCCGGACUGGAAACUUUAGUCAAACGCGCUCGUGGGGUAUUUGGUCCCAUUUUGGACGGCAGUUUGCUUUUGUAAUGAACUACUUUGAAUUUGGAUCCAUUUAUGCACGCACACGACGUAACGAACAAAGCGAAGACCUGGAAAACAGCAGGGGGCGCUGCUGCCUCCUCAGGCGUCACCAUGCAAGAAGAAGAAGGAGGAGGAGGGGGAGGGGGAGGGGGAAGGGGAGGCAGCUGCCCCGUCAUCCAGCGUGUCCUCCCGCCCCCUCCCCCGUGGAGUGGAGCGCCACACCCUGCCGGCCAAUCACAGUGCGGUCCCGCCCUCUCCAUCACGUACUCUUCACUUUCCACGGCAACCGGAGGCCCCCCGUCUCCCUCUCCUCCUCCUCCUCCCUUCCUCUCCUCUUCUUGCUCUCUUUUCCUCCACUUGUGUUUCCCGUCCAAAAGGUGCCGCAUCAUCGCUUAACUUAGCAUUAGCAUUGUGGCUGCUAGCGCCGGCCGCAGUGGGACCGUCCCGACCCGCCGCCGCACUCCCUCCGUCCUUCCUCCAUCCGUCCUCCGUCCCUCCAUCAUCCUCCGUCCGUCCGUCCGUCCUUCCGGCCGCAGAGGAGCGUUCGUCCGUCGCUCGCUCGCAGUAAACGCAGGCGGAGCGGCAGAUGCGGCUCCGCCCGUGAACGCCGGUGUCGAUCGUCUCUUCCUCGCUCUCCUCUUCAUCACCAUGAGCGCGGUGACCUCGUCGCCUCUGAGCCCCGCGCCGCCGUCGCCCACGCUCACCGCGGCCACGCCCGCUCCGGACCGGCGGGGGGCGUCGUCGGCGGACGCCGCCCUCAGGUCCAAUCAGAAGCCUCCGCCGGUGCACACGGGCGCCGAUUGGCAGGUGCUGCUUCACCUCCCGCAAAUGGAGGCGUGGCUCCGUGCCAGCGGCGCCAGGGUGACGCAACUGACGCACUCGGCGGCGCAAGACGGCGCCGGCAGACACGUGGACGCGCACCUGUUGCAGCUCAAGGACAUCUGCGAGGACAUCUCCGACCAUGUGGAGCAGAUCCACGCUCUUCUGGAGACCGAGUUCUCCCUCAAGCUUCUGUCCUACUCCGUCAACAUCAUAGUGGACAUCAGGACGGUGCAGCUCCUGUGGCACCAGCUGAGGGUUUCGGUUCUGGUUCUGAAGGAGCGUCUUCUUCAGGGUCUGCAGGACCCCAACGGAAACUUCACCAGGCAGACCGACAUCUUGCAGGCCUUCAGCCGGGACCGGGACCGCCGGCACCAGACUCGUCGUCUCGACGCCCUGACCGAGGUCGACGAUUGCGGUCAGCUGACCAUUCGCUGCAGUCAGGACUAUUUCUCUCUGGACUGCGGCAUCACGGCCUUCGAACUGAGCGACUACAGUCCCGGUGACGAGCCCCAGACCCGGGAAAACCGGAGCCUCGGCGAGGACGCCUCUCAGGAGCCGGAGAAGGUCCAGGAGGCGGACUCGGAAAAGAUCGACGUCCAGAACGCUUCACCUAAACUUGUGAUACCCGACGGCUCGUUAAGCCACCCCCACCCCGUCUCAGGAGAAAGCAAAUCGACCAAUCACAGCGAGGCUGCAAAGCGUUCUCUGCCGGGCGACGACCGGAACACGGAGCCGUCGCUCCCGAAAAGAGUCGCUCUGAUCUCGUACGAGGUGGAGGACGCCGGGGGGGUCUCAGAGACCAAACUCGGCGACAGCACCGCCGCCGACCUCGCGGAUCCCCUCAUGGAUCCGCUUACGGAUCUCCCAGACCGCUCCAAGUUCUGGUUGGAGCUGGACUCUGUUUUGUCUGGAAAAGACAUCCACAAGGUCAUCGAUAGUCACGAUGUCCAGAGAGGUCACACGAUGACGAACGGAAGUUCUUUGGAACCCUCCCCGCCUCCGCGGGUUGUGGCGUCCCAGAGAGACCGAGCGGACAUUUGGCCUCACAGCGACGGUGACUCGGACUCCUCGGCGCCGUCCCCCGUCAGGGAUCAGGUCCUGUCGUCUGACCUGGAGGCCAGCGGGGAGGAGUCAGACCCCAGACCGCCUCCCUGCAAGAUUCCGUCCUGGCUGGUGAAACAGAAAGAACGCAAGCAGGACUUUCAGGCAUCUUCAGAGGCCAGUGCAGACCGGGUGCACUGGUACGGGUCUGAGGAGUUCCUGGCGCUUCCUGCUCAGAUCCACAAGAGCGAGAUUCUGGCCAUCAACCUGGAUAGUCUGGCCCAUGCGAUGAGAGCUGGUGGCGAGGACGUUAGCCAUGAUGCUUUGCAGGACGUGGAUGACUGGGAUUUGACUGAGCUGAAGCAGGACAACUGGGAUUCUCCUGAGAGCGGCGACGACAUUCCUUCGCCACCGUUUGGUCCAAUCAGGCGAAACCUCCUGGGCCGCGUUAGCCCCGCCUCCUCCAGCGACAUAGCUCCCUCAUUGGACGACGAAAGCGUCGAAUCCGGCCAGCUGAGCGAGCUUCUGUCUGAAGAAGAGGGUCGCCUCCUUGGGCCUGCGGCGCCCCCGGCGGACGGACGCGGAAGCGCGUCUCCGGUCCGGCGGCUUCUCGACGACAUCGGCCAGGACGGAGACCCUGACGUGUGGAACAAGAUGGCGGAGUUCGUGCAGCAGCUGGACGGAUUCAUCGGCUGGAUGCAGGGGGCGCUGGAGAGCACGCGGGCCUGGACGCCGCCGCCGACCGCCCGCUUGGACGCGCUCCACGACUUCCUGGACACGCACCUGACGUUCAAACUAAACGUGGACAGUCGCGGCGCUCUGAAAGAGAGCAUCAUGGAGGACGGCACGGCGCUUCUCGCCAUCAUACCCGCCCACCAAUCAGGUCUGCGCGACAUCCUGGAGAUGGUCUCCGGCCAAUGGGAGCAGCUUCAGCUUCAGAUCCGCCGCCAACACGCGUGGAUGCUCCGCGCCCUGCGCCUGGUCCGGACACGCCUCCUCCCGCACGCCGGCCAAUCGCGGCUGCCCGACCGCCCCCAGGCGGAGCUGCCGUCCGGUCGCCAUGACGCCCAGCGAGCCCACAAACUGAAAAGCCUGCAAUACGCCUCCGCAGCCAACAGGGACCGCUACGCACACAGCAACAGCCUGCAGGACUUUGAGCGCGCGUACGAGGAGCUCUGGGAUCGGCUGACGGACGCGGACGCCGCGGCGGCGACGUCGGACGAGCGGAGACGACGCCUGUUGGAGGGCAGCCGCAGCGAACUGAUGGCGAUGGAGGAGAAGAAGACGAGUCUCCUUUGUCAAGUCGAGUCGCUGAAGAGGAGCUCGACGCAACUGCCGGAAAGUUUACAGCAGAAAGUACAACAGCUCACACACAAGUGGACGCAGCUGGAGAACCUUCUCUCCGGACACUCCCCCGCCGCGGCGCCGGCGCCGGCGGACUGGGCCGUCCCGGAGCGGCUGCGGGCCAGCGUGGAGGAGCUGAAGGCGUGGCUGCGACACACCGAGCUGCUCAUCUUCAACUCGUGCCUGCGACCAAGACAAGAUGACGACGCCCACCAGCAGCUGGACAGCUUCAAGAGCUUGUGUUCGGACGUGCGAGCCCGACGACGCCGAGUCUCCCGGCUUCUGAAACUUUGCCAGAAGCUUCUCCGGCAGAACCAGUCGGGCCCCGAGGCGGAGCGGCGCCGCGACGCCCUGCGGCCGCUGAGCGUCAACCUGGAGCGCAGGUGGGAGGCCGUCGUCAUGCAGACGCUGCAGUGGCAGAAGCGACUCAAGAAGGAGCUGGGGGACGGCGAGGUGGGCACGCUUCAGGUCCCGGGGAACUUUCUGGAAGCGGACCUGGCGGACCUCCAGCGGCCGAACCCCGACCGAGCUCCCCCGACGGCCUCGCCUCCGGACGACUCGUGGGAAUGGGACGAGACCGACAUGACGGCGGGGGAAGCUCCGGAAGUGCCGGAACCCGACCUGACGCACGACCUCCCCUGCCGCGACUCCAGCCUCCGUCCUCGGAGCGCUCCUCGGGCGCUUCCGGCCGUCUACCAGGCGUACGGCCUCCACGCGGUGGAGUUCCACACGGCCCCGGAGCUUCCCCGCGCAUCCUCCGAGGCGACCGCGAGGAAGCGGCAGGUGUUCCGGAAGUGCCUGAGUAAGGACUCCACUUUCUCCUCCAUGGAGUCCCUCCCGGACCUCCUGGGCGGGCUGACGCCCGGCGAGCGAGGCGCCGCCCGGCGCUCCGAGAGCGAGAGCGGAAUCGCUAGCGACGCGGGAGACGCCGAGAUGAUUUUGUGCCGUGGAAUCCUCGCCAACGAGGACGCGGCCACUGCGAUGCCGCUCAAAGAGGACCAAAGAGGGCCCGGAGUCCAAAGAGCCUCGGGAACCACGGAAGAAGUAGACGAGCUCUUUAGCCUCAGGAAAGGAGGUAGCCAGGAUCUUGAGAUCCCGGAGAAGGAUCAGGAGCAAUCGGACCAAAGUGCACCCAAGUUUCUUCUGAGGCACGGUUUGAAUAAACUUCCCAGCAGUCCCGUCUUAUCUCCGGGGUCUUCUCUGGAGUCCCUCCUGUCUCUGGGCUUGGACCUGUUUCCCUCCAAAGAUCACCUCCACCGCAGCGCCUCCCUGGAAAGCGGCCUGUUGGAGCUGGACCUGUGCCGGACCAGAGACGAGGACCGUGAUGGUCCACAAGACCAGAAGUGUGGGGGAGGGCAAGGAGAGCUGUCCUCCGGGGAGCUGAGCAGGAGAACUUUGGAUCUCCUCAAGCGUCUGGAGAACAUUCAGACUCCCGCGGCCGCCAAGAUGACUCGCAGCGUGUCGGACAUGACGCUCCGAAGCAGAUCUUCUCUCGGCCGGCGCCCGGCUGCUUGGUCUUCGCCGGGCGGCCGACGUCGGCGAGGUUCCCACGAGGCUUUACCGUCGCUCGUCCGGGAGAGCUCGCCGUCGCUCGCCGAGCUGAGCGGCGCCGAAGAGUCCUCCGUGGGUUCCGAAGACCUCCCCGUGCUCCCCGAACGCGGGAACCCCCUUCCGGACCGGGCCUCGGCACGGGGCGGCGAGCGGACCUCCUCCGCGAGGUCCUGCGAGAGGAGCGGCCGCCGAGAGGAGGCGGACGCCGUCAGCUUGAGCAUGGUGGUCAACGUCUCCUGCGCCUCCGCCUGCACCGACGACGAGGACGACGGCGACCUCCUGUCCUCCUCCACCCUCACCCUCACCGAGGAGGAGAUGGGAGUCCAGGAGGAGGAGGAGGAGGAGAGGCUGACGGACUCCUCGUCCGGGAAUGAGGACGAGGCGGCCGUGGAGGAGCCCUACGUGCUGGGCUCGGACUACAUGAAGACGGAGCUCCAGGCUUGGAUACGACCUCCUCGCGCCUCCUCAGAGACUGAAGUUGGCCUUUGUGAUGAACUUCGCUGUGGGACCAAACCGGAGCAGGAACACCUUCUGAACUCGACCGAGCUAGACCAGCAGCUGCAACGGAAGGAGGAGAACGGGAGGGACGUCGCGAGGAGCUUCAUCAGCCAGUUUGCCGACGAUGUGGAGAACGGGAACGUGGAGCGGAGCGGCUCGAAAGGCAAAGAUGAGGACGACCGGCUUCUGCGAGAGGAAUCCGGCGUGUUCACCAAGAGAGGAGAAGCUCUCGACAAGAAAGGAGAACCUCACACCAGCAGAGGAGAGCUUCUCAGGGAGUCCUUCACCUUCUCCAAAGUCAAAGAGGACAUAAACUCGCCAAAUGGGUUUCCCUCUUCGCCGUCCUGUGAGUUCCUGCCGCCCGCCGGCGCCUCCUCCUUAGUGGGCCAGCUGAAGGGGGAGUUACCCUGCCAGAGCGCCUCCCCCACGACCAAGGAGGGGCGGCGGUCCUGCGACAGGAAGGCCAUCACCAUCCAGGAGAAGCUCAAGUUCUCCUCGCUGGUGACGGAGCAGAGCAGGAGCCAGCUCCGGGACAAACAUUCCUGCCUGCCCACCAAAAAGUGGAAAAGUUCUGAUGGCGGCUCGUGCCGCCGGCACCUCGUCCCGUCGCCCCCCACGGCCCGCACCGAGCAGGCCGUGCGUGACUUUGUCAUGGAGAUCCUGGACUUGACUUCAGAGGCCCGCCGGAGCAAAGAGGCUCUCGGACGAGAGCCGACGCCCGACGCCGAGAUAAGCCCCGCCUCCUUCAAGCACAUCAGACACAAGGUGGCGCAACAUUCCCAUCGGCCCUUGCAUCUGUCCCGAGGCGACUUCUACGCCUACUUGUCGCUCUCGUCCCACGACAGCGACUGCGGCGAAGUGGCUCAGCACGCCGAUGACGAGAGCGCCGCGCCCGUCGCCGCCGCCCAUGCUGAUCGCCGUGACGACAACGAUGUUUGCACUCUGGACUUCAAGUCACCUGACCGCCCCGUCCCCUCGCCGCCGCCCAGCCCGGACGUCCGUGACGAGGAGACGCUCUUCCCCGCCUGCACCGAGGAGGUGUACCCGGGCCCGCCGCUCUGCUACAACGUGCCGCCCGGCAAGAAAACCCCAAAGAUCUUCCAAGCCAACGCUCUGCAACCUUUCCCGAACGAGGAGGCCCGUCUCGCAGACCCCGAGGAGGUCCGGAGUGUCGUGUCCGCCACGCCGGAACCUCCUUACGGCUCCUCCGCUGUCGACUUUCCACCGGCGCAGGAGACGCCCGAGAUCUCCGAGGCCGAGGGCCCGCAAACCUCGCAGGGUUCCUGUCUCGAGGGGAAGACACUCGAGGAGGUCCGGAGCGUCGUCUCGGCCGUUCCGGAGUUUCCCUCCGGCUCGUUCUCCGCGGCCGGCGAGGCUUCGGGAGAAGCGAGGCGGGGAGGGGCCUCGCUCCUCGGGGGCUGCGACGUGUCAGGGCAGCGGGAGGAGGCGCCUAGUAAUGAGGCUCCUUCUUAUCUUAAUCCCCGGGCGCGUGUCGCCCCGAUAGACUCCUCGCCUGCCCAGUGUUCGGCAGAUACUAAAACGCUUCAAUCCAAUAUUGGCGCCGUAAUGACCAAGAUAAGUGUCGGCGGCUCCGCGACAAAUCCCUCAAAAGAGCCGCCCGCCUCCGCCACGCGUAUUAAUCCCAAAAUUAACUACAGGCCGAUCAAAGAGGCUGAUAGGGCGGCGGCGGCGGCGGCGGCGGGGAGGCGAGGGGCGGCCGACGCUCGCGGCGCCAAACGGCCCGAAGACAGGACGGCGGGGCGCAGGCGAUGGGAAUUGAAAUCGACCGCGCCGACGGCGGCGGUGAAGAAGAAGCAGGUCAGCGCUGUCAAUCGAGACGCCAAGGCCGCACAGGGGCGGAGCCAAGUCUCGGUCCGGCCAAUCAGAACUGGACCCGCGAGAGCUGCAACUUUGAUGUGUGACUGCUGAACGACAACUUCAAGAGGAAAAUGGGAACAGAAGAAAGAAACGGAGAAGAAAGCGGGAGCACGAGCAAGUUGAAGGAGAAGGUUUGAGGAGAAGAUCCGAGCUUGAACGUCACAACCAGCAAGCUGACAAACGGAUACCCCGCUCACUUGUGGUUUUUUUAGUUUGUUUGUUUUGGGGGGCGGGGUUGGAACAACAUUUCCCGAAUAGCGGGGGUCUACCGCAAUUGCCAUGGAUUUUUUUUUUUUUUUUUUAUGAAUAAGUUAAAAAAAAAAAAAAAAAAGCGCAAGCAAGCAGGAAAUGGGGGGGAAAUGUACAUCAAAUAAGCGGGGCUUCGCGCAAAUAACGGGGCAUUGGUUCCCAGAAAAUCCGUAAAAAGGUGACUACGCAAAGGCCAAACCGCAAAUAAGCGGGGGGCGGCCCGCUAUUCGUGGGGUACCCGGCCCCACUGCGAACAGCAAAAAUGCCGAAAUAAUUAACACUCAUUGUAAUUACUUUUCCUGGGGGGGGGGGGAACAGGAAUAAACAGAGGGAUCCAGUCAAAAAAACACAAAUAAGCGGCGAUGUUUGUGAAUACCGUGGCAAAUAUCUCCGAAUAAUUAACGCGAAUAAAAAAAAAAUUUAAAUACAGAAAUAAAGGGAUAACUGUGGGAUCAGAUCCAAAAAGGUGCGAAUAAGCGAGAGGUUGCAUGCAUAACACGGCCCCAUAAAGAAGUCCAAAAAAAAACGGAUUAAGUGGGAUUUUCCGCAAAUAAUAGGAGAUAGCAGAAAUCUGCCAAUAAUCAAAUGACCAUGAAAAAAAGGUGUCGUUGUUCCCCUGAAAUCAUACAAAUGAGUGAUUGAGGAAAAACAAAACAAAAACAUGACUAAGCGGGUGUUUCCGCGAUUAACGCAGGUUAGGUUUUAAUAAUUAAUGAGAAUUAUGAUUGUCGUGAAGAUAGCUUUUUUUGUUUUUGUUUUUGUUUUUUUUUAAAUCCUGAAAGGGAAAGAAAGAAAUACAGUGAAUAAGCGAAUAACGGGGCAAAGUCCCCCCCAAAAAUCCACAAAUGGCGAACGGCGACUAUGCGAUGAACGCGGAUCCAUUCGGGGAAAUGAACGGCCGAGUCACACCUACCACUUGUUUGCUACCAACAGUGAGCGGAUGUUCGAAAACCGAGACAAAAUUUAAACGGAAAAAGUCAGCGAAACCUGAAUCGAACGAAAACGCAAGUUUCACGCUUCGAUUGCUGAAUGGCGAAUAAGGUUUGAGUUUAUUUGUGCCUUGUUUAAGAUGACAUCUUCUACCUUUUUAGCCGUCACGAUGAUGAUGAUGAUGAUGCUGAUGAUGAUGAUGAGGCCCAACUUGUGUACAUUUGUAAAGGCGGAAUGCUACUCGUGUGUGCGUUUGUGUGUUCUCGUGUGCGUGUGUUUGUUGCUGCAUGUUUCCACACUGGGAGAUCAUAAAACUCCCGCCAGCCAGCUGACGAAUAAACGUUAUUAAUCGGCCGAUUUUUUUGGGGGGGUCUUUUUUUGACCCGUGAAAAGAAUGUCAAUUUGCUCUAAUUGAGAGGAGGAAGAAUCUGAUGUUGUUGUUGAAAUGUCUGGUGGCAUCUCAUCUGCGGAGAGGCAUGCUUGGCUACACGAGGAAAUGAAUAAAAAUCAAAAUGAUCCUCA